Molecule: messenger RNA, 1053 nt
Organism: Exophiala aquamarina CBS 119918
Lineage: Eukaryota; Fungi; Ascomycota; Eurotiomycetes; Chaetothyriales; Herpotrichiellaceae
Exons: 2
Coding region: 1-1053 (350 amino acids)
Source: RefSeq, a predicted model, not a curated record
AUGCCACGCCCUUUCGUCGCCCACAAAUCGCAUGCGCAUCGGCUAGUGUGCCUUUCUCUUUAUAGAGCCCUCCUCAAGGAAUGCACUAGAUUUUCUGCUUCUGAUGGCACAGGGAGCAGUAUCAGUCAUGGGACUGCCACCACUCUCCAAUCAUUAGUCCGAUAUCGAUUCCGCAAGGACAGAAAACUUGCAUCCCUCGCAGCCAUUCAGAAAGGCUUAGACGCAGGCAAUGAGCACCUUAGUCUUUUACGGGAUUGUGUCGCCAGAUCUAGCGAUGCACUUGAGCGUCUAGGCGUGGUCCUCCGGUCAGUCAUAGAGCAGGCUAAGGAGAAGGCAGCUAUCCAUGCAAGAAAUGACUCAUUUUGGCAACCACCGUCAAAAGCCAAGCGCAAUUUCAUGGCUCAACGAGAACGUGCUACAAGAAAGGACCUCCAUCAGUCUUCGCCAGGAAAUCCCGCCGUCUUCCAGCGUCCUAAGCCUCUAUCUGAGAUCACUUGGCCAAGGCGAAAGGUUCCUAACUACCUCAUCACCUCGGGCAUACCACUUCUCAAAUACCCUGGUCCCCAGCCGAUUCUGAUGAAUCGCGUGAUUAGACAGAAAUGGAAGCGGAAUACCAAACGACAAGAAAAUCUUGAUCUAUUGGAAGCAGACCGUCACCUUGCUGCUACCGAGGAUGACUGGGAUGGUCUGAUGAAGGAGCACGGUGUUGAUGAAGAUGCGGACGAGCCGAACAGCACUCGAAGGCCCUUUACUAGGAAGCUCCAUGCUGGCGCUAGCACUGCUAUACCUGUCGCUUGGCAGGAUGCCUUCUAUUCUGCCAUCUUCGAGAUUCGAGCGGCCCACAAAGAGGAGGAGUUGCGGAACAAAGCUUUUGGUGAAAAGUUGUAUAACGUUCUCAGGGAGGAAAGGGAUCUAAGGGAAAGGGAACGGCGGGCAGCUAAACAUGAACGAAGAAUGGAGAGAAAGCGUGCUCAACUCGAAGGGAGUGUGACGCUCUCUGCAGGUAUUGACGAGGGUGCUCCUCCUCCUGGCCGUGUUGAUGAGACCAUGUAG